UCGAGUCUCUGGCACUGGCUCUCCGGUUAGUUCAUCUCAAGAACCGGCCGUGCGACCGUGCGACCGUCUCCACCGUUCCGCCGUCCGCGUUCCACGAUCUACCCAAACACGGUACGACGGUACGACGGUAUACGACCGGAAUCGUCCGUAACGCGUACGACCCCCCCGUGCCAGUUUUGCGCGAGUGCCGCCGCUUUACGUUGGGGGCGGUUCCGACCCCCCCGGAUAUGUGCGACUACAAAUCAAACGUGUGACUUAGUGCUAAUGUGCUUGUGUUUACGUUUCGAGCGGCAACAGUGUGCGACCAAACUCUGGAUUACGCUACUGCCGCUGAACCGCUGAGCCGAUGGGCCGAUGAGCCGAUGAGUUAGUUAGGUACUCUAAGGAUGUGCGAACGAUGACCGAUAUGAGCCACACAACGGCCAUCCUGUGGCUGGCCAACCUGGUGCUGUUGGUGUCAGCAGGUGCGGAGCACGUGCGCGAGCUAGAAAUCUCGGAGAGCGCGCCCGUCAACACCAGGAUCGGCUACAUCGGCGACGGAGUCUCCCCCGACUCCGGACCCCCAUACCUUAUCGUACCAGUGGGAAGCGCCGUCGAUUCGGACCUGUCAAUAGACCAGAGCACCGGCGAGAUACGGACUAAAGUGGCCCUGGACCGGGAAACACGGGCUAGUUAUUCGUUGGUCGCGAUACCGAUGAGCGGCGAUAAUGUACGGGUGCUGGUCAAAGUGCUGGAUGAGAACGACAACGCUCCCACGUUUCCCGCGGACGUUAUGUCUAUUGAGUUUCCGGAGAACACGCCGAGGGAUGUGAAACGUACCUUGCAUCCCGCCCGGGAUCUGGAUCUGGGCAUAUACAACACGCAGAAGUACAACAUUGUGUCCGGCAACGUGAACAACGCCUUCAGGUUGUCGUCGCAUCGAGAGCGGGAUGGAGUCUUGUAUUUGGACCUGCAAAUCAACGGAUUUUUGGACAGGGAGACCAUAGACUUCUACAGCUUGGUCAUAGAAGCCUUGGAUGGGGGCACUCCUCCUUUGAGAGGGGAGAUGACCGUCAACAUAACGAUCCAAGAUGUCAACGACAACCAACCAAUCUUCAACCAGAGCAGGUAUUUCGCAACUGUGCCAGAAAACGCCACAAUAGGCACCAGCGUGCUGCAAGUCUUCGCCAGCGACAACGAUGCAGGAGAGAACGGACAAGUCGAGUACUCCAUCAAUAGGAGGCAGAGCGACAGAGACAACAUGUUCAGAAUAGACCCAACCUCAGGAAUGAUAGCAGUCAACAAACCUCUAGACUUCGAAACAAAAGAACUACACGAACUAGUCAUUGUCGCUAGAGACCACGGGUUACAACCUCUGGAAACCACCACGUUCGUUUCCAUCAAAGUCACGGACGUAAACGACAAUCAACCCACCAUUAAUGUGAUUUUUCUCAGUGACGACGCGACGCCGAAAAUAAGUGAGUCGGCACAACCCGGUGAGUUCGUGGCAAGGAUUUCCGUCCACGAUCCCGACUCCAAAACUGAAUACUCGAACAUAAACGUGACGCUCAGUGGAGGUGACGGACAUUUCGGGUUGACCACCAGAGAUAACAUAAUUUACCUGGUGAUCGUGUCUUUGCCUUUGGAUCGUGAGGUGCAACCAAACUACACGUUAAACGUUGUGGCCACCGACACCGGCACUCCACCCUUGCACGCGUCCAGGACCAUCAAGUUGAUGGUCACGGACAUCAACGACAACGCCCCGGAAUUCGACCAGGAUGUGUACCAUGCGAACGUGAUGGAGGUAUCCGAUCCAGGGACUUCGGUGUUGCAAGUGGUGGCGAUGGACAAAGACGAAGGCAACAACAGCAUUAUCACCUACUCCUUGCAGAACACCCCAUCCACACAUUCGAGUUGGUUCCAGAUCGACUCGAAGAGCGGUCUGAUAACCACCAGGUCCCACGUGGAUUGUGAAACGGACCCGGUGCCUCAGUUGACUGUGGUGGCCACCGAUAACGGGUUUCCACCCUUAUCGUCGUCGGCGACAGUGUUAGUGACAAUUCAUGAUGUGAACGACAACGAGCCCAUCUUCGACCAGAGCUUCUACAACGUUUCGGUGCCGGAGAACGAGGUCGUCGGACGAUGUAUUUUAAAGGUAAGCGAACAGAUUUUGGUUGUAAAAGUCCAUUUCAAGGCCGUUUAUCUAGAAAAGGUAGGAGAACAGCUACACCGUGGAGGUAACGUUGAAAAUUAAGUGGAACUAAAAAUUUUUGAAAUUUUAUGUGGUUAAUUAAUGCAGGUAUAAUUUGAUUGCCCUUAAAGAUCUCAUAACCGUCUCACAUUGUUGUUUUUCCUACAAACACGUAAGAAUCGAUAAUUUUCUGUCGUUCGUAGGUGUAGUUCAAAGUUGAGAUUUGUUCCACGGUGCGCGGA
Messenger RNA from Aethina tumida (small hive beetle), 2412 nucleotides. RefSeq names its product protein dachsous-like. Bases 398 to 2233 code for a protein of 611 amino acids. NCBI's taxonomy places the organism in Eukaryota, Metazoa, Arthropoda, Insecta, Coleoptera, Nitidulidae. Gene Ontology annotation, molecular function: calcium ion binding. The transcript has 3 exons. The record is from RefSeq and is a predicted model, not a curated record. Gene Ontology annotation, biological process: homophilic cell-cell adhesion. Gene Ontology annotation, cellular component: plasma membrane.